Diplodia corticola is the source of this 2094-nucleotide messenger RNA. RefSeq lists its product as uncharacterized. The record is from RefSeq and is a predicted model, not a curated record. The transcript is spliced from 4 exons. Lineage: Eukaryota; Fungi; Ascomycota; Dothideomycetes; Botryosphaeriales; Botryosphaeriaceae. Bases 1 to 2094 code for a protein of 697 amino acids.
AUGGUCCCGCUAUGGGAUCCUCGCUCCGGCUCUGAUAUGGCGACCUUUCAACCCGACAACGUGUCAUUUUCGCGAGCUGCUCGACCGGACUUCGCAUCUGCCGGACCGGCACCGUCCACGUUUUUGUUCGUCGAUGUCGGCGCUACGCAAAGCCGGGAAGACAGACGACGGGUGCGCUCCCAGGUCAUGUUCGCCACACAUGAGGCGAGACGGCGCCGAGGAAUCCAGGGGCGCAAAGCCGGGAACGAGAACCGCAAUGAAGAUCAGGAAGCCGCUUCAUCGAGUCCUAUACAGGUUGCAAGUCUGACCCGCGAAGAUCCAUUCGACUCCUUGCCCGUCAGGAGCUUUCCGGGCAUGCAUGACGUCCUCAAGUUCUUCAUCAACGCUUACGCCGGUUUACCGCUCACAGACGACCCCUUGCUGAAGCAUGGGGCCAGAGAACGAAGCGUCGUCGUGAAACGGAGCAAUACUCUCUGGGACGUAAUGACAUCUGAAGAGACAUCGCUCUUGGUCAUGCUUGCGGAAACGGCCCGUCUCCUGAGCACAACCAGCCACUCUCCAAAGUGGAUGACACGCCACCUGGCGCUGAAAGAAAGAGCCUUGAGAUCCAUCAGGGAAGGCUUGUCGUCAUGGUCAUCGAAAGAACCAUGGACCGUCUCCGACUCUUACCUGACCGCAAUAGCAGCCAUGGGAGCCGCAGGGGUCCUAUUCGGCGACAAAAACGCCGCCAUCGCCCACCUCGUCGCCGUCCGCGAACUCAUCCGCAUGAGAGGCGGCAUCGACACCUUCCAGACCGUCCCCCGCCGCAUCAUCAUAUGGUGCGAGUUCCACGGCUGCGCCGCGCACCAGCUGCUCCCCGUCCUCGCCCCCGCCGCCCCCGCUCCCUCCGACCCCUCCCUCGACGACGCGCUCUCGCCCUCGCCCUCGCCCUUCCCCCGCGCCUUCCGGUCCCUCGUCGCCGCCGCCCUCGCCCGCACGCUCACCCACCUCCCCGACGACCGACACCAAGCGCUGCCCCGCAUCCUCCGCGCCCUCCACCUCUCCAGCAUCGCGUCGACCCCGCGCUGGGAGCCCGCGCUCCUGCGUUCCACCGCCGCCGCCCGCGUCGCCGUCGCCUCCGUCCUCGACGACGGCGUGUACCACCUCCUCGUCGAGCUGGCGCGGCUGAAGGAGGACAGCGCACCUCCUUCAUCGUGUUCCUCUUCGUCGUCGUCCUUCUCAUCAUCGUCAUCGCCGCACUCCUCCGGAACCACCCCCGCUGUGAACCCAGACGACGGCUGCCACCCGCACCCGCACUCCAUCGAUCUCGUCAUGCUACACGCCGCCCACGCGUACCUCUGGACCGCAUCGAGCUACCUCCCGCCCGCCACGCCGAUGAACCUGGCUCUCCUCGAAAGGCUGCGGGACGCGUUGUCUGCGCUGUUGUUGCCGUCAGCGACGAAAGUAAAGCAGGAGGAAGAAGAAGACGACAACGACGACGAGAACGAGGAGCAGGAGCAGGAGCCAGAGCAAGAGCGGGAGCAGGACCAGGUGCAAAGGUGUAAAAAAGCGGGAAACGAACAAGAAAGGGGAAGGGGAAGUGCGUCAUCCGCGUCGCCGGUGGCGCUCUGGGCGUCGGUGGUGGGAUGGGUCCUCGCGAAGAAGGUGUGCUCGAUGGCGGCGGCGGCGGCGGCAGUGGGACGGAGCGGCGACGGGGGCGGCGGGGCGGAAGAGCAGCAAGGGGGUCAGCUGGGCGGGAUGGCGGCGGAGCGGGGCGGGGGGAUGUUGGCGUGGUUCGAGGAGGAGGUUCGGGUGUGGCUUGAGCGGGCGGCGGGAUCGGCGUCCGCGUCCGGAUCCCGGACGGUGGUUGGUGGUGGUUUCGGUCGUGGGGGGGAAGAAGGAGCGGUGGCGGUAGAGCGUGCGGCGAGGGUGAUGGCGGAUUUUCCUGGGACGGACGAGUUCAGCAGGGGGUGGCGGUGUUUGCUGCUGCGUCGGUUUUGUGGCGAGGAAAGAGGAGGUUUCGGUGGUGAUUGCGGCGAGUGGCGUGGAAGCGGGUUGGUGCAUUCGAGCAGCUGUCCCCUCCGGUGGGGCGGCCCACCAACCGCAACGUCUUGA